Molecule: messenger RNA, 1029 nt
Organism: Limanda limanda (common dab)
Lineage: Eukaryota; Metazoa; Chordata; Actinopteri; Pleuronectiformes; Pleuronectidae
Gene: atp1b4
Product: ATPase Na+/K+ transporting subunit beta 4
Exons: 8
Coding region: 1-1029 (342 amino acids)
Biological process (GO): regulation of DNA-templated transcription; sodium ion transport; potassium ion transport
Cellular component (GO): nuclear inner membrane; sodium:potassium-exchanging ATPase complex
Source: RefSeq, a predicted model, not a curated record
AUGGAGCCCAGUUCCACAGAGGGAGGAGCUGAGGAGACGCUCCUUAAAAACCUUCCACCUAGUCCUCCUCAAAAAGUGAUGCUCAAACACGGACAAGAGCUGGAGGAAGAGCAAGAGGAGUUGGCCGAGCACCGGCCUCUGGAGCAGGAAGACCUGAACUUUGAGAGGUGGAAGCGCAGGCCGGUACCCCAGAGGACGCUCUACCAGAAAAUAGACGACAUAAAGACGUACCUGUGGAAUGCGGAGACCAAGGAAUUCAUGGGUCGCUCUGGAAAGAGCUGGGGCCUCAUCCUUCUCUUCUACGCCGCACUUUAUACCUUUCUUGCAGCCAUGUUUGGCGGCUGUAUUUUUUGCCUCAUGUGGUCCAUUAGUCCCUACCAUCCCACCCACAACGAUAGAGUGAUGCCACCAGGUAUGACGAUGGCUCCACAUCUAGACGGCCACGACAUCGCCUUCAACGCCACUGAUCGCAAAUCCUGGAAGAAGUACGCCAGGUCGAUGGACGAUUAUUUACGACCGUACAACGAUGGCGUUCAGGAGAAGAAGAACAUCCGGUGCACACAGGACAGAUACUUCAUGCAAGACGACUUGGAGGAGAGUGCCGAGCGGAAAGCGUGUCAGUUUAAGAGGUCCAUGUUGGGGGACUGUUCGGGGCUGCAGGACCCCAACUACGGCUACUCUCAGGGAAGGCCAUGCAUCCUCCUUCGAAUGAACCGGAUUCUUGGUUACUUACCUGGCAUGGGCAAACCCAUAAAUGUGACUUGUAGAGUAAAGAAAGGACCACCAGAGGCCUUGGGAGAACUCCAGUUUUUUCCUAAAGGCAUUUUUGACAUGAAGUACUUCCCCUACUAUGGGAAGCUCAGACAUGUAAACUACACUGCACCGGUGGUAGCUGUGCGUUUUGCCAGGGUGCAGUACGACUCGCACAUCCAGGUAACAUGCAAACUGAACGGAAAGGGCAUCAUCAACGAUUCGUCCACCGACCGCUACCUGGGGAGCGUGACCUUCUCCCUGGAGGUCGGCGCCUGA